This is a messenger RNA of Durusdinium trenchii, 2356 nucleotides long. Lineage: Eukaryota; Dinophyceae; Suessiales; Symbiodiniaceae. The record is from the annotation of a GenBank genome assembly.
CUACUACUAGGAACAAGGACGCUACGAACGGGGCAAUCUCAUCGACUCGACUCGACUCGAUGGACAGUUCCCUCGUCCCUCGUGUCGCGGAUGGUGUUCCACCGAACCGGACGGACAGCGUCGGAUGUGAAGCGAACGUGUGAGUGAAGCGGGUGUGAAGCGGCUGCUGGGUGGUGCUUUCAUGCUGCCAAAUCCGUGGUGCUGGGUGUGUCGAAGAGCGAAAUGUCCGGCUGUUUGGAGUUGUCCAACCGUUUGGAAGUAGAUGACACAUCAUGACUCAUGAUGACACUAUGAUGUCUAUGAUACAUCACUAUACCAUAAUCUCAACGAAGGAUGUGUUGGAUUGAAUGUGUCACGGCCGAUUAGGGUUUAGGGUGCAUUUGCCCGGCCUCCCUUGUCAACCCUGAACCACGUCACUGUGUUGAGCGGCAGAGAGCUUUGUGUUGCGUUUGCUUCGACUGUCUCAAGAGACUCAAGAGCCGUGAGCCCAAACCCAGCAAGCGAGUGGGCCCAUGGGCACAGUCGCCAGCAAUUCCUGUUGCGAGGCGGACAAAGGAACCAACGAGGAGUUCUGCGUACCGAGGACUCACUGCUUCGAUGCGGAUGCAGACGAUUCCGCUGCCAUCUCUCCCAACCUAUCGCCCGGUGUGGGCCAUAUGUGGAGUGAAUCUUCGAUGCAAGUCGGCCACAAACGCUCAAGUGUUCUCACACCAGACUUGGAGAUCAUGCGGGGCAUCUCCUUGAGUAGUACCUUGAGCUCGGGGGGUCAUUUGUGGCGAUACUCGCCCAAGAAGUUCUCCACGGAACAACGAAUGGCCUUGUAUUCAAAAUCCAAGCCAGUGGAAAAGCUGGAUAUCUUCAUUUCUCACACCUGGUGGACGCCAGGAUGGCAAAAAGCAGCAGCCUUGUACCUUCAGACUGCCUGGCCCACUUUGUUGGUCUCCUGGCUACUGGCCAUUUCUGUGGCUUUUGUCCUCUCAGUGACUCGCAUACUGCCUAUGCCCUUCAUCUAUGAAGCCAACUUGGUGGGCUCCACAGCUCUUUGCCCUUUUGGAUGUUGGAUUCUCUGCUUUGGUAUCUUCCUCCCACUCUUGCUUUCCGCCGUGCUCCUGCACCUCAACUGUCACCGGUCUCCCCUGUGCUUUGUGGACGUCGCCUGCAUCCACCAGGAGGAUUCGCAUUUGAUGCGCCGCGGCGUUCAGGGCAUCGGAGGCUUUUUGGCUGCUUCUCGGGAGCUCCGGGUGCUGUGGAGCCCUCCCUAUUUGUCUCGACUUUGGUGCGUCUUCGAGUUAGCAGCGUUCUCAAAGGCCAACAGCAGCGGACAGAUUGUCCUCGCACCUCUCUUCGUGGAGACUUCGGUGUGGUGUUUGUGGGGCUUCCUUUGUGUGUCCAAUGUGCUUUUUUGGUUUGCACGCUCUGGACGGGGUGGCGCGAGCAUUCUGGCCUACUUCAUCGUUUUGGUGGUCAUAGGCCCGGCGACGCAUGGUUUGCGGAAGAGCUACUUAUCCAAACAAAGACUCCUCGAAGAUCUGAAGAAAUUUGAUUUGGACGAAGUGAAGUGUUACAGCGAAGCAGAUCGAGAGUUCAUCCAUUCGGCGAUCACUGAUUGGUAUGGCAGUAGUGAGGCCUUCACCUCUUAUGUGCGUGGGCCGUUGAAGAGAAAGAUGCUGGAACCGAUUUUGCAUACCCAGCUGCCGCUGCCCUACCUCCUUUUCUUGCUCACUCCCACCUUCAGCAUCAGCUUUGAGACCUUCUUGGCGCUUUGGAUGGGACGCGCACCGGUGGAAUCCUUGGUGGCAUGGGCAGUGGGCAUGAUGCUGGGCAACAACCUUUUGUGGCUCCCUUUGUUCAUGGUCCUGUGGAUCUACCUUUGUGACCAGUUUGCGCAGCCUCGCUGGCCCGGUCGAUGCUGGGAUGUGCUGCAAACGGGGGCUGUCAUGGCCGUGUGCUUCCUCUUUGCUGCCUUUGUGAGUCUUGGGAGCAACUUCUCGGUGGCCUAUGGCCCGGUAGCGGCCAUUUGUUGGGCAUCCUCGGGGUGGCAGCGGUGCUUGGUGUUCUUAUAACCAGGCCCUUGCGAUUCCGAAGAAGAAAGAAUGCAUUUCUGGUGAUGGAAGCGAAGGUUCCUGACACAGAGAUUGCAGAGAUGGAGUCGAAUGCAUGAGGGGAGCAAACCCAACAGAGCGUGCUUCGCCUCAACCUAGAGCCAGCAACCCUGACAGAGCUAAAUCUAAGUUUUGAGUCACCUAAAUCCUUGGUGUCCAGUUGUUGUUUGGCCUUGGCCGCAUUUUCCUGGGAGCGGCAAACUGUUUGAAACUGAUAAGUGUAGAGGGACUGAUUUGCUUUUGAAAGUGAAUAA